AUGUGCUCCAAAGACUUACCCAGCCUUGCCACGAGCCCACACUCUCUCAAAAGAAAGGCGUCUCCUGCACACGACGGAAUCGAUGAUGAUGGCUGCGCAAAGCGUGCAAAGGUUGACUACAGCGUCGCGACACCACCAGAAACUCCCGCCAUGGCACGGCAAGAGUACUUCGCAUCGCAGUCCCCAAAAGCCGCGGCGCCAAACACUGAUCGAGUAGUUGACAUCAUCAACCAGCAGUUCGGCACGGAGAUAUUACUGAAGCAUCAGGAGCUGCGCUUCAUCAACCAGGAACUUGCCAAAUGUCAAGUCGCCCUGGAGCAGCUGCGUCGGUGCCACCUCAUACCCUACCCAACCUCUUGCCCCACCCCACAACAGAUGUUGGAUAUCUCGCAAGGCAAGGGAUCAGCUGUUCACGGUAGGAAUGGGGAGCCUGCUGCGCAGUGGGCUCCGCCAUUCGGAGUGACGGAGGGUCCCUAUGCUCGUCACUACGCCAAGUGGCUGAUCCCAGAUCCUAGAUUUGGAGACGUGGUGCCUGAGUGGCAGGGUCUGUCAGUUGUCCCUAGAAACUCGGCAGAAGGGCGGACAACGAGGAACAGCCUUUCUGAGGCUACCACCAUCGGCAAGAGGGUGGCUCGUGGACAGACCGGUCAGAAGCUUGCUACAACCUACCCACCACCGAAACCGAAGGCCCCUUGUAUUGUCAAGAGGAGUAACGGCAUGGUUGUCAAACUCGUGUGCAACUCGUGUCAUAGGGACAAUUUUAGUAGCACCCAGGGCUUCAUCAAUCACUGUCGCAUUGCUCAUAGGAAGGAGUACAAGUCUCACGAGGAGGCGGCUGUUGACUGUGGUCAACCCAUCAACGUUACUGAGAGCAGCAGCAGCGCUGUCAGCGAAGAAAAGCCUCCCAGCGCUCCUGCCCCUGGCAUUGUUCAUCCUCUUGCACGAUCAGACGCAACGGCUGAGCAAAAUGCCUACGCGGCUCUGCUCAAGCGCAUCAACGAGUCGCUCAAGCUCUUCCACCAAGGCACUCUUCCCAAAACACCUGGUGCUCCGUCCUCAAGUCCUUCUGUGAAGGUCGAAGGGAAGCCGCCGAAGAGUUUCGCUGGUGCACCUGCGACUCCUUUCCUCUCCCAGUUACUCCAAAAACGAGAUUUCCAGGGCGAUCUCAACAAACAUGUUGAGGAUGCUAAGACCAAGACGGACCUGGAAUUCGAUGAUUAUCUGUCAGGUGACGAGGAGUCCGAUGAAGGAGAGCCGUACAUGCCCUCAAAUGCGGAUCAGCCGGCCGUGAACAAGGUGUCGACGGCUGGAGCUCGCAUUCCUGCGCCUGGCAUGCGUGUCCCCUCGCGAGCUGUCCCUUCGCCUGCCGCUCCUGGGCCGCGCCCACCUAGCAGCAAGGGGCGGUCUCCGCAUCUCGCUUUCACUUCGACAGCAUCGAAGCUGAUAACGAGUGCCCCCAUCAACGACGACGAUGAUUCCGGCCUCGAUGAUGCCAACAUGAUGGAUGUUGACCACAGCCCGAACACUGCGACUAGCAACAAUGCACCGUCACUUGUCAGCGACGACGGCGGAGAUGACGAGUCUGAUGAUGGUUCGUCCUCAGAUGCUUCUGACGACGGUUCUUUGACCGAGGUCACGGAAGUCAACAUCGAAUAUCCCGAAGUGCAAGAUCUCUCGCAGCACGGAAGCAGCAAUGGUACCCGAGCAAAGGACGAGAAUAGACAUGUCACCUUCGUCACGCCCAUGACAGGCAAGGCCGCUGCGCGACGCAAGCCUUGA
Diaporthe amygdali is the source of this 1779-nucleotide messenger RNA. RefSeq lists its product as uncharacterized. The coding region runs from base 1 to 1779 and encodes 592 amino acids. The record is from RefSeq and is a predicted model, not a curated record. The transcript has a single exon. NCBI's taxonomy places the organism in Eukaryota, Fungi, Ascomycota, Sordariomycetes, Diaporthales, Diaporthaceae.